AUGGACACCAGCUACCUGGCCCAACAGGUCACGACCAUCAUUGGCCAGCUCCACGGCCUAUUUGACGAGAUCGGCGUGCCCAAUCACGAACGCGACACGCGCGAAGCAGAGCUCUUCUCUGCGCUAUCGGCCACUCUGCACAACCAGCUGAAGCUGGUGACGUCAGAAAAACACGAACUAACCGAGGAGGCCCACCGUCUCAUCAAAACAAUCAAGCAACUGGAAAGCUCACUGCGCGGGCCUAGUAGACGCGACAGCUACGAUGCGGAAAGCAGUGAUUUGCAGAUUACCUUCCCGUUGACCAGCUGCCUACAAGCCCUCAAGGAGAAGCACAGAUCCAUAAGCAAAAUUCACCGCGAGCGCUUCGAACAGAUCAGAAAACUUACGCAAGCCCUCCAAUCAUAUGCCUCCCAUCUCGAACCCUCCUUCCUUCAGAUCAACCUCCCUCCUACCUCACCUAACUCCGCAAUCUCCCCUACCUGCGAUGUCUCUCCCAGCUAUGUCUCUGCUUUGGAUAAAGAAUUUACGCGCGUAUACGAAGAGUACAGUAGGAGAGUGAACAUAGUGCAGACAACUGCGGACGAGAUCAUCAAGCUAUGGGCCGAGCUUGGCACGCCACAGGCGCAAACGGAUAGCGCAAUCUUGGAGUUCUCGAAAGAGGCGCCAGAACAGCUCGGUCUGCACAAGGAUGAUCUCGACGCCUUGCGCGCCAAGAAAGAAAAGCUAAAUGAAGAGAAGCGUGGACGAGAGAAGCGUUUGAGGGAUCUUCGCAACACGAUCGAGGGCAUGUGGGAUCGUUUGGGUGUCGAAGAGCCCCAACGCAAGGCGUUCUUUGCCAUCAACCGUGGCUGCGGCCUCAGAACGAUCAAUGAGUACGAAGACGAGCUGGGAAGGCUGAACGAACUGAAGCGCCAAAACAUGCACGUUUUUGUUGAAGAUGCUAGGGUCAGACUUCAACAGCUCUGGGACAGCCUGUACUUCUCAGAUGAGGAGAUGCUUGAUUUUACUCCUGCCUUCUCAGAUGUCUACAGCGAUGCUCUCCUAGCGGCUCAUGAAGCCGAGAUUGAGCGUCUGGAAGCUUUGAAGGAGGAACGUGCUCCUACUUUGGCCCUCGUUGACAGGCACUGUACGCUUGUCAAAGACCGUGAUGAUCUCAACGCUUCCAGCCAAGACGCAUCCCGACUUAUGGCGCGUGGCCAGAAGGGCGAAAAGCGCGAUCCUGGAAAGCUGCUGAGGGAAGAGAAGAUGCGGAAGAGGAUAGCUAAGGAGCUUCCUAAGGUUGAAGAGCAGCUGAAAAGGGCACUCGAGCAGUGGGAAGACGAAUACGGCAGGCCUUUCUUGGUCCAUGGAAUGAGGUAUCUCGAUGAACUCAACGCCUCUGCCGCCAACUCGAAAGCCGUACCGACACGAUCCAAGACUCCUGGUGUCUCUCAACCAAGCAGGCCAGCCCUGCACAAACAGAGCAAAUCGACGACCUCGCUUGCUAGCAGCAGCGCUGGCAGCUCACGUGCCGACUCGAGGAUGGAAACAAUCUCCCGCGCUGGCAGUGUGCGGAGUUCCCAUACCGAUACAAUUUCCCGCGCUGGUAGUGUACGAAGCAACUAUACGGACACUGUCUCGCGCGCUGGCAGCGUUCGCAGCAAUCGCGCUGACUCGAAGACGGAUACAAUUGGCCGUUCUGGGAGUGUUCGUAACACUCAUGCUCCGCUAGUUCGCCCAAAGACACCUGCUUCGGAGUUUAGCAAGAGCACGGCCAGCUAUCACUCCAGCAUAUCACGCGGCCAUAACCCGUUCGCUUCUUCAAUGUCUCAUGCUACCAUAAGAGGCAGUCCUACAAAAAUCCCCGCACGCUCACCAUUGAAGAACUUGCAGACUUUCCCCUCUGAGAAGGAUUUGCAGUCCUUCCCCUCCGAGAAGUAUUCCGACUUGACCAUUCGCGGACCUGGCUCGAUGGGCCCUCCUCGCGCGCCACCGCCAAAGAUUAUGAAUUUCUUCAGCCCGACAACUCCCGAGCCUAGGCCAAUGAGCCGCUCUGAGCGUGAGCGCAGCUCCAGUGUUGUACGAUCUGCGCCAGUCGAAGAUGUUUAUGACGAGCGAUCCUAUCUCUCUUUUGUCCGGCCCUCCUCGGAGGAGGACCGCUAUGAUCAUGCGCCGGCGGUGCGUGACAGCAGCAGCAGACAGAGCCGACAGACGUCCGACACCAGUUCCACGGGCAACACUACACAGAGCUCCGAGAACUGGGAGACGUACGAAGACGAAGAUAGCGAGCCAGAUUACGCCGUCAACGAGGUGAUCAACGCUAAGUUACGGAGAAGUCAGGGCAGCAAGCAGUCUACGCCCGAGGCAGCAUAUGAAAGUCCUUUUGGCACUCUCAGCAAGAAAAAGCUAGGCAGCAUGAGGGUCGUGGACGAUGUGGACGCGACACCAGUAAGAGGUGGCAUAACGCGCGUGGAGGGGCGCGACAGUUGGAUGGACGAGGAAACCUACUAA
Aplosporella prunicola CBS 121167 is the source of this 2490-nucleotide messenger RNA. RefSeq lists its product as uncharacterized. The record is from RefSeq and is a predicted model, not a curated record. Gene Ontology annotation, molecular function: microtubule binding. The transcript has 4 exons. The coding region runs from base 1 to 2490 and encodes 829 amino acids. Gene Ontology annotation, cellular component: cytoplasm; mitotic spindle midzone; spindle. Gene Ontology annotation, biological process: mitotic spindle midzone assembly; microtubule cytoskeleton organization. NCBI's taxonomy places the organism in Eukaryota, Fungi, Ascomycota, Dothideomycetes, Botryosphaeriales, Aplosporellaceae.